Messenger RNA from Guillardia theta CCMP2712, 357 nucleotides. RefSeq lists its product as hypothetical. Bases 1 to 357 code for a protein of 118 amino acids. The record is from RefSeq and is a predicted model, not a curated record. NCBI's taxonomy places the organism in Eukaryota, Cryptophyceae, Pyrenomonadales, Geminigeraceae. The transcript has 5 exons.
AUGCUGCGGCACAUCCCUUCCGGCAUCACCGUCGAGUUCUGUUUCAACUCCCUUGGAGGCUUCAGAUACUGCAACGGCAAUGACGCACAGCCGCGAUACGUCUCGCAGGAUAUGGAGUACCUCACGGUGCAGGACUGGCGGUCGGACAUGGCGGGCGAGGCUAUCAAGAUCCAGCACCAGACCAGCACGAGCCCCCGACAGGGAGUGUACCUGACUCCGAUGGGCUUUCUCUUCAUCGGGACCGAAGGGGCCAUGAUCGUGGACGAGAGGGGGGACCUCGGAGUGAGCAUGGAGGAGGCGAUUGGGGUGGUGGCGAUGUGGAAUGCAAACCGCCUUUUAGAGCUCAACCUUCAUUAA